AUGACGAAGAAUCUCGUUUCAUCCUGUGCACGGAGACCAUUAUCCGAAAAAUUCACGGAAAGAAAAACUUGCGUGCCCAACCAAGUCCGUGUCGUAGGAUGGGGUCAUUUAUGUACCGAACACUACCUAAGACGGGAAGGUAGGACGGGUGUCUUCGAACGCCAGCAUCCCUGUCCCCAGUCUAUUUGGGAUCUCCCAUCUCAGCACACCCAGGAUGGCGAGCUUCCGAGGCAAGAUGAUAUCAACUUUCAGCCUAGCUCAGGCCUGUGA
Messenger RNA from Penicillium verhagenii, 270 nucleotides. RefSeq lists its product as uncharacterized. Lineage: Eukaryota; Fungi; Ascomycota; Eurotiomycetes; Eurotiales; Aspergillaceae. The record is from RefSeq and is a predicted model, not a curated record. The coding region runs from base 1 to 270 and encodes 89 amino acids. The transcript is spliced from 2 exons.